AUGUCAUCAUCAUCGUCGUCAUCAACUGCUUCUUCUCAAUCAUUAGAUAUUAGUUCAAGAAAAUUAUCAAAUGAAAAUUUAUUAAAAAAUACAUUUGAUAAUAAUCCUACUAAUGAUGAUAAUGAAAUUUUAACAUUAAUUAAUUUACUUAUUUUACGUGUUGAAUGUUUAACUAAUGAUAAUACAUUAGUUACGAAGAAAAAGAAUGAAAAAAUGUCUCCACAAAUUAAAGAAAUUGAUCAAAAUUUAAUUGAAUAUCUUUAUUAUCUUUUUAAUAAAUUUAUCAAUGAAGAUUCAGAUUCAAAUACACCUAUAAUAAAUAAAGCAAACUUUGUUAAUGUUUGCCAAACAGUAGUACGUAAUGGUGGUUUAAAUAUACCAUCAUCAACAUCACCUAAUCAAUCAUUUUCGGAAUCAACCAUUACAAAUGAUAGUGAUCAAACAUUAAUACAAACAUCUGUACGUGAGUUUAGAAUAGAUACAAAUGAUAUAACAUCAAAAAAUUCAUCGAUCAAUGAACAAAUUUCAUCUGUACCUAUAAACGAUGACGAAACUUGGCUUGUUGUUGAUUUAGAAGAAAAUAAGUCAGAAUAUUCAACAACAAAUUUUGAUGAAUCAAGAUGUUUAUUAUCAUCAUCAACCUGCGAUGACCAAUUGUUACCAACGAAUGAAAACUACUUUUCCGUUGAAGAGAUAAAAUCUUGUGCAUCCGAAUCAUCGCAAAGUAAUUAUUAUUCACCUGACUCAUCAUUAGAUGAUUUAGACAACAUGCCUCAUGAAAUUGAUGAAAUUAAUAAUCAUAAUCAUAAUCAUAAUAAUACAUUAUUUAAUGAAGAAGGAUCAUCUUCAUCAUCUUCGUCAUCAUCAAAUGAACAUGUUUCAAAUAAUACUAAUGUCAUUAUAGAAGCAAUAGAUACUACAAGCAAUAACAACAUUUGUAUAGGAUUAACUAAUGAUUGUAGUACUAAUAGUAGUAAUAGCAAUAGUAAUGAACAAGUAGCAUCAUCAACAAUGGACACAACUGAACAGAUGACAACGAAUUUAAAUGAUAAAAUGUCUCGACGUGAACGAAAAAUGCAAGAACGUUGGACAAUAACAACCAAAAAUAAUAAAAAUACUAAUGAACAAUUACCAGCAAAAACAUUUUUAGGUGUGGAAUUUCCUCCAAUAGCUGUACUUAGACGAAAAUUUUCAUCGUCACCACCGUCAAAACUGAAUCCAUUACCAGUAAAAAAGAAAGAUUACUCAACUGUCAAAACAAAAGUAUUGUCAACUCACGAUGAAAUAAAUAAUCAUCCAUUACACGAUAAUAUUGAUAAAACAAAUGAACAUAUUUCAUCAACACCAUUAAAUCGCUCAAUGUCAUUACAAAAUCAGGAGACUAACACAUCAAUAACGACAAACCUAGUGGACCAAACGAAACAUGAUCAUCAAGUGCCUGAUUUACAAUCGAAUGAUACUUCGUCACUACUAAUUUGCAAUGAUAGUAAAACUAAUGAUGAUAUACAACAAUCACCAGCAAUUAUAUCAAAUUUAUUAACGGACGAAAAAAUUCCUAUUGAAAAUAUGAAAAUAAAAACGAAACCAGAUUUAAUAGAAUAUGAAAAAGAAAUUAGUACAAAUAUUAAUCAUGAUUUCGAUCAACAUGAACAAGCAAUCAUAAAUAAUAACAACAAUUCAAUUACGAUAACUGAUUCAAUUCAUACAAAUUCACCUUCAACAUCUUCGUCUGUAUUAUUAAUGUCUUCUUCUUCUUCUUCUUCUUCUUCGUUAACAACAAAUAUAAAUGAAGAAAAAAUUAUUGAACUUUUACCACAAGAAAUAGAAGAAGAAAAAAAAGAAGAAGAAUAUUUUGACGACGACGACGACAAUGUUCAUGCAGAGAAAAAGAACAACUUCAAUGUCGAACACAACUACUACCAUACAUCGGGAACAAUAUUAAUAAACGAUGAACCAACACAAGCAGUCUUGUUAGAACAAGAAAAAAAAGAAAAAAACGAAGAAGAAAAAGAAACAGAACAGCCACUACCAACAUUAGAGCAAUGCAACCAUCAACAUUUUCAAGAUGAAUCUUCAGCUAGAAUUUUAUCCAAUAAUUUAGACACAAAUGUAAUCAUGUCAAACAUUGAUGAUAAUAAUAAUAAUAUUAAUGAAGAAUUAUAUAAAACAGUUGAAAUUGAAGAAAUACCCGAUGAAGAUGAUGAUCUAUUAGAACAAAAUAAUCAUUCAAUUGAACCAACAGAUUUUAUUCUUACUGAUGAAGAAAUUAAAAUACCACGACAAUCAUCUAUAAAAUCAAAUAAAUCAAUUAAAAAUGAUUUAGAAUUUCAAUUGAAUCCUGUUUUAUCAUGUUAUGAAAAAGCAUUUUCAAAAAUUGUUGAAAAUAUUGAUGAUUCAAUAAAACCUUUGAAUAUAACAUCAAACGAAUCACAAAUACCAUUACCAACAACAAGUCCUCAACGUCCUGAAGAUGAUCCUAUUGCUUUACGUGCAUUAAAACGUUUUGAACAACGUAUGAAUGCUGCUAUGGCUACUAAAAUUGGUAACGAUGAAACAAGUUCAUUAAUAGCCAAAGGUAAAUCAUCAUGGUCAGGUACACUAUCCAAUCAACGAAAAUCACUUGAAAAUGUUUUUAAAAAUGAUCAAACAGUACCAUUAACUUCUACUUCACCUAAUGAACAAUCAACAAUAACACCAACAUCAUCAGUAUCUCCACGUGAUACAUUUAUUCGACCACGUAAAACACUAAUUGAUGAUAUUGGAGUUAAUUUUGGUUUGACACGAAAUUUAUCUAGUACUAUUCAAAAUAAUUCAACAAAUAAAGAUAAUCAUAAAACAGAAGAACAACAAACGCCAAUAGCUAUGAUAGAAAAUAACGAAAAGCAAGCUGUUCCAAACGAAUCAACAAAGAUUAUUGAUUCUGAAGGUCAUCAAGAACAAGAACAACAAAUGAUAAUUAAUUCAUUAAUAACAAAUGAAAAUGGUUCUGGUCAUGAAGCAGAAAAUUCAAAUUUAUUAGCUACUUCAUCACCCAAUAGUUCAUUAAAUACAGUGAUUUCACACUCAUCAUCUGAACAACAAACAUCACUUACACCAUAUCGUCUUCAACUUGAAGGUCGUCGCCGUUUAAAUACACUUGAACGUAUUCGUGAUCGUCAUGAUAAUCAUGAAUCAAAUGAUUCAACUCAACAAUUUCAAAAUAAAUAUACAGUUAAACCUGAAGAAUUACAAGAUCCAAUUAUUCGUCGUGCACUUGAACGUUUCGAUGAAAAAAGUCGUUCGUUAGCACAAACAAAACCAAUAAAUUAUGACGAUAUUCAAGAUCCUAUUACACGACGUGCAUUAAUGAGACUUGAAACAAAUUUAAAACGUACUAUACCACCAAAUCCUGCAACAACAUUAACAUCAACAAAUAAUGAUUCAAAUGAAACAUGGUAUACAAAUAGUUAUACACUUGGCUCAUUACAAACAAAUAAUGACAAUCGUUUACCACGUUAUCCUGAUUCAUCUUUAUCAUCAACAUCAUUUAAUAAAACACCACAUGUUUCCGUACAUCAACGUUUUUGUUCAACAUCAUCAUCUGAUAUGUCCGAAUUAUCUACAAAUAAUAUGAUUUCAAAUAAUGAACAUGACAUACCAAUCAUGCGUGUACCAACACAACCAAUUUAUGUCACUUCAAAUAAUCAUCAACAACAACAACAACAACAACCAAUUAGUGCACGUCAACGAUCACAUUCUGAAGAUAUGCUUUCAUCAAGAGAUGUAUCCAUGAAUGAAAUAACAAAUCUUGAUAAUAAUAAUAAUACAAAUCAAUUACAACGAAAUUAUUCAUCCAAUGAACUUCAACUUCAACAUCAACAAGAACAGCAACAACAAGAAAUAUCACCAUCAAAUGCAAUUACUUCAAAUACAACUGAUUUGCCAUUACCGACUACAAUACUUAAAUCUCUUGAUCCAAAUUUUGUUCGUACAACAGAAGCAUCUAUUAAUUAUGUAACACCUACACAAACAUAUUCCGCAUAUAGUUGUGAAUAUACACGUCCACAUCAAAAUUCAUUAUUAACAUCACCUAAAUUAGAAUUAUCAUCUCCUAGAAAUUAUCAACAACCAAAUGAAAAUGAUAUUCAAUAUUCAAAUCCACCAUCAUCAGCAUUCACACCUGUUCAUCCUUCAACAAAUAAUUAUUAUCCUCAACAAUCAUUACCUAUUUCAUCGUAUGCAUCAAUGUAUACAGGGAAUAAUCUUAAUCAAACACCUUAUUCGGAUGAUCCAAUCGUUCGUCGAGCACUUGAACGUUUUAAUUCUCAAAUGCAAAAUAGUCUUAUGAAUAUGCCACAAUAUAACGCAAAUAUGAAUGGUACGCCUCGUCCAAUAUCUAAUGGAUAUGCUGCACGUCAAGGAAACUUUGAUUCAUUCUACCCCACUGAUCCUCCUCAAUUUGAUCCAUGGGCAAAUCUUAGUCAUGCUAUGCCACCAGCAUCUAAUACAAGUAGCGGUUAUCAAUCAAUAAUUGGACGUCGUCGACAACUACGUCAUGAUGAUAAUUAUCAUGAUAAUACAAGUGUUGGUAAUGCUUAUUCAUCAUUAUUAUUUGUUAAUUCUCAAAAUCCAUAUCCUAUAACAAAUAAUCCUUACAUGAAUUUUCCUGAUGAACCACCUGCAAUUCCGCCACGCUUACAUCGUGAUGUUUAUCGUGAACAACAAGAAUAUAUAUCCGAAAAUGUUAAUAAUAACAAUAAUAAUAAUAAUAAUGCAUAUAUUCAUCAGGGAUAUCCAGCAAUGCCAAAUGGAUUUCGACCAAUAAGUCAUGCAUAUAUGCCAUCAGAUUCCUUUCAUCAAUUUCAAGAUGAUGAAUAUCUACGUCAUCGUGCGCAAUCAACAUCAAGUACAACAUCAUCAGAUAGUGUUCAUCCAAUACGUUUAACUAAACAACGUUUACCUCCAACAUUUACAAGAACAAAUGUACAACAAAAUAAAAAACUUUUAUCUGAUGAUCAUUCAGAAUUACCAUCAGGUCAAACAACACCAAAUAAUGGCAGUGUAGCAGGUGAUUCUGUAUUUCAUCGUCUUGCAUAUACAGCGACAAAAUCUUCAUUAUCAAAAUCAAGUUCAAAUUUAUGUGCAAAUCUAUUAAAUAAAACUCCACAACAUCAACAACAUCAACAAAAUAAAUCAAAUAAUUUAAAACCAUAUGAAAUUGAUUAUGAUGAUUCAAACAAUAUUCCAAAUAAACAAGAAUCAAUAUCAACAUCAACAAAUCUUACAAAUAAAUGUCAACGUUCAAGAUCUGUUGAUGGCCGUGCGCGUGUAAAAAAUGCUCAAACUCGUGCUAUUAAUAAUAAUAAUAAUAAUAAUAAUAAUAAUCAUCAUCAUCAUCAUCCCAAUCGUUCAAUAAAUGAUUCUGAUGAUAAUAAUUCUACAACAGUUCCAUCAUCAAAAUUUACAUCAAUGAAUAAUCGUCGUGAUACUGCACCACCACCACGUAUUCCUACAACACCACGAUCAACAAUAGCUGAUCGAACACCAUUAACUAAACGUGUAUCAAGUGGAAAUAAUUUAUCAUAUACAAAAAAUCAUCAUGGAAAUCGAACACGAAAUUCAAAUGGAAAUUUAAUUGAUACAGAUAAUGAUGAAAAUUUAACAUUUAAUGAUAAUUAUCAACCAAAAAUAAUUGAUAAUAAAACACGUACAUCAAUGUCUGUUAAUCGUUAUGCAACAAAUAAUAAUAAUAAUAUACAAUCAUCAGCAUCAACAUCAUCUGUUAAUAGUACAAUGUCUCGUACCAAAGUUCCAGUACCGAUAUUAACAAGUCUUGAUAAAAAAGAUUCAAAUGCAUCUGGUACUGAUCUUAACAGAUCGUCGAAACGUUCAGAUGAGAAUCGUCUUAUUUCUCCAACGGGUCAACGACGAAACAUUCCUGUGUCAGUUUUUUCACCAGCUAAACAUGAUAAUAAACGUUCUGUUCCUGUUUCAUCAUCAUCUACUAGUCCAACAGAUGAUUCUACUUCAAUAAAUAAUUGUGAUUCUCAAAAUGAACAACAAGAACAACUACAGCAAACUUCAUAUUCAUCUCGUUCAUCAACAGGUGAUGGUAGUUAUACUGCAAUAAACAAUACAAAUGAUAUGACUAAUAAACUUUCAACAACAAACUCAGCACUUAAAACAUCGACAGGAAAUAUUUUAGACGAACUUUCAUUGACAAAUGAUAAACAUGAUAAUACUAAAAAAAUGAACGUUUUUGAACGACUUUUUCGUGGUCAUAAAAAGAAAGUUUAA
Messenger RNA from Rotaria sp. Silwood2, 6276 nucleotides. NCBI's taxonomy places the organism in Eukaryota, Metazoa, Rotifera, Eurotatoria, Philodinida, Philodinidae. The record is from the annotation of a GenBank genome assembly.